AGAGCAGGAUGUUGACACGCGGCAGGGUAGUUCACUACUCAACAGGAAGAAGCGGAGGUCCGGCCUGAGAAAAGGGAAAUAACCCAAAACGAAGAGGUUCCGACUUCAUCCGGACCUAAAGAACCGGUACCGGAACCUACAGGAGAUAACAGCUGGCAGAACCGGACCGGAGAGCUGGUUCCGGUACCGGUGAUCGCUACAGGUUUCCUUUGGAUGGCUGAUUAACCCCCCCACCAUCACCACCACCACCUCUGUCAGGAGCCAUGAGUGCUGAGCCGGACCCGCUGGCCGUGGUGAACCAGCUGAGAGACCUGGCCUCGGACCCCAUGAACCGCAGAGCCAUCGUGGAGGACCAUGGCUGCCUGCCGGGCCUCAUUCUGUUCUUGGACCACCCUAACCCUCAGGUGGUCUACUCCGCCCUGCUGGCGAUUCGAUACCUUGCAGAAUGUGGACCCAACAGGGAGAAGCUGAAGACAGAGCUUGGAAUGAUGCUGAGCCUGCAGAACGUUAUGCAGAAGUCCACCACUCCAGGAGAGACCAAACUGCUGGCCUCAGAGAUCUAUGAGCUCCUGCAGGCGGCGGGCAGCACGGAGGCCGCAGCGGCGCCUGUUAGUGGCCGACGAAAAGCUCAGUUCUUCUUGGGCUCCAGCAACAAGAAAGCCAAGACGGUGAUCUUGCAGAUUGACGGCCUGGAUGACCCGGGUCGGCGGAGUCUCUGUGAGGAGGCCCUGCUGAAGAUCCGUGGAGUCAUAAGUUUCACCUUCCAGAUGGCUGUGAAGAGAUGCAUUGUCCGGAUCCGGUCCGACCUCAAGGCCGAGGCGCUGGCGUCUGCCAUCGCCGCCACUGAGGUCAUGACUGCUCAGCAGGUGGUGAAGGCGGAGAACGGAGAAGAGGUUCUGAUCCACUUCCCUGAGGGCAGUUCUGUGCAGGUGGAGCAGAACAUGGACCUGCCAGAGUACCUCCCGGAGGAGGAGAGUCCGUCUCCAGAACCCGACAAGGCAGUUAGCCGGAUGGGAACGGGCCAAGAGGGAACCAGCUGGCUCGGAGCCGCCGCCAACUUCCUGUCCCGCUCCUUCUACUGGUGAUCCGACAGAACCCGCCUCGUCCAACCGCCGUCCCCUUCCUCCGUUCAAACCAUCCGUUGCCUCUCAGAACCAGAACCAGCGGCAAACCUUCCAGCUGAACCAGAAUAAAACUCUCAGCUGUUGGACUCACACCAGAGUGUCUUAAUGAGCAGGAAAAGUUCUGCUGGAACCAGAACAAACGAGUCAGAACAAAAAGCCCAAAGGUUUUCCCAGUUUUCCUUUUAACUCCUAUGAGGGACCCAGUGAUAAAACUGAUGUUUGCAGCAGGUUCUGAUCAGGAACGAUGAGACCAGAACGUCCUGCUGAGUGUUUAACCAUUUUCCCAGGUUCAGGUCCUGUUUCUCUCUGUUUGCCUCAGGAGAGUUCUGCGGUUUUCCUCCCUGGAGUCGUCCGGCUGGGAUCAGAACCACCUCUAUCUGAUGUUAGCUGAGAACUUAGAGACGUGACCCACCUCAGAGACCCGGUUUAUCACCUGUUUGCAAAAUGUCGUCAUGUUUACAUGUUUCCUGACUGAAUGCCUUGAAGUUUACUGGAACAGAUGUUACCUGUCCACUGGUUCCCAGUCCUGGAGCCCAGACUGGGAGCCAGUUGGACCAGACGGUUCCUGUUGAGCAUACUGAACAUCAGAGAGCUGCCAAGAAUUUAAAGGUUAAAUCCGUCUGUCAGAUUUGAAGAGGAAACGAUCCAAGUUGUUCCUGGAAAACAUUUCAGUAAAGUUUAAAAAACUUCCCAGUUUUCCAGAAUCGAACAGAAACUUUUCCUUGGAGCUUCGACUGAUUUCCUGACCUGAUGUGGCUUUUCCUGCUGUCUGCUUCUAGACCCGUAACCCCUAACGAUUAUUGUUGCUCUGCCACCAACAUUCUUCUGGCUCCGCCCCCUUUGUUACUCCUUUGAUCAGAACCGGUCCAGAUCAGCUCUUCUGGCCCAUUUUCAGUUCUGGUUUCCAACUAAUCCUUAUUGUGGUUUAAUGUUGGUUCCAGACCAAAACCUGAAAUUCUUGAAGUAAAACUUUGGACCUGAUCAAAACUCUAGAACCAAAGUUCUACAGUUUGACGGUUUCCAUGGAGACCAGCUUUGACCAAAGGGUUAGGAGCGAUCCAGUGGUGGGUCCAGUGAAACUCAGGCCAACAGGAUCCAGUUCCAGAACCAUCAGACUCCGUUUUCUGCUGUGUUCUUUGUUCAGUCCCGGUCCUGUCAGGUUCUAACCGGACUGUUCCGGUUCUUUCUUCUGAUUCCGACUGGACCAUGUUAACCCUUCCUCCUCUUCUUCCUCAGCGUGCAGCGUGUGAAUAAAGUCGUUCAGUCUGAAA
This is a messenger RNA of Cyprinodon tularosa, 2395 nucleotides long. RefSeq names its product armadillo repeat-containing protein 1-like. The record is from RefSeq and is a predicted model, not a curated record. NCBI's taxonomy places the organism in Eukaryota, Metazoa, Chordata, Actinopteri, Cyprinodontiformes, Cyprinodontidae. Gene Ontology annotation, molecular function: metal ion binding; protein binding. The coding region runs from base 264 to 1085 and encodes 273 amino acids. The transcript has 7 exons.